AUGCAUCCGGUGCGACAUACACGCUCGUCGGCUGCGUCCUCUGCGGCAUCUGCAGCAUCACUGGCCUGCACACCACGAAGUGGAACACCAACACCAGUAGUACAUCCACCAGUCGCGACACGGGGCAUAAAGCGAGUCACUUUAACGAGCAAAAGCAACUGGUGGAUGGUUGAGAUGGAUGAGGAAGAAGAUUCAAGGGAUAGAAAUGCAACGACACAUACAUUCUCGUCUGAGGAGACGGCUGUGGUACACGACACGCAUCCUGUUAUUUCGCAACCUUUUGCAGACGUGGAUCCGGGAAGUCGCUCGCAGUCUCCAUCCCCAGAAACUUCACCGCACGUCUUCCAUCCGCCAGACCGGCAUCCAUCUGUUAUAUUCUCGUUUCCAACACCAACAGCUUACGCUGCCGCACACAACCCAACGGCAUACCUUACUCCCUUCGCAACAGGCUCCACUUCGGAGCUUUUCAAGUGCAUUGUCAAAAAACCUGAAGUCGUGCAGCUAGAAUUGAACGGCGAGCUUCAGUCUAACGCUUCGGAUGUAACCACGCAGUUUCUUGCCGAGCUGCGUGUAUAUACCACUAUUGGACGACAUCGAAACAUCGUUGGCUUUUUAGGAUGCUUAGAAGGGGUAGGAAUGGUUCUAGAGUUUGUUGACGGGCGGACACUCCUUGAUGUUGUGCGAGAGCGUCCAGAGCUCACGCGCGAACGCAAGAUCGACUUCCACAAUCAACUGCUAGACGGACUCUCGCAUUUACAUGCACAUGGGCUCAGUCACGGCGACCUCUCGCUGCUCAAUGUAUACGUUACCAAGACCGAUACAAUCAAAAUCUUAGACUUUGGCAGAUCUGUGUCCGCGGACUCAGCGUUCGCCGCACCAGAUGCGGCACCAGCAGACCCAUUUGCGUUCCUAGCUCGGACGAAAACUUCAGGCAGGUUAUAUGCGCAUCCUCUACACGCAAAGCGUCGAAAAAUUGAGCAAAUUCACCGUGGGACACGUCCAUUCACGGCACCGGAAAUUAUACGAGGAGAAUGCACCGAUGCGCGACUGGCAGAUGCGUACAGCUUCGGUGUCAUCCUUGUUUGCCUUGACCUCUGUGUACUCGUAGAUUGUGAUCCUGAAAUCCAGGUUCGUGACGAGAUUCCACCGCAUUUCUUGGAUGGGUGUCAGCUAUUCCGUGAUCGAAUCGUAUGGUAUUUACAGCGCGCUGAUCGGCGGAGACGCCUCUCGACCGACGAUUUCAUCGCAGUGAAGCGAUGGUGGGACGAAGAAGACUGAAUCAUCUACUUUCACGUUUAUUUUCUCCCAUGGUUACGUGCCCUACCAUGCCGAACGACGGGCAUGUGUUUUCUUUUCAAGUUAUUGACUUUUGUAGUAUACCCGUUCCCAUGCAUACUGUCUCAACAUCUUUUCUCUCAGGCCACCCAUUCACUCCAAAGGAACUCCUCGUUCUAUAUCACCACUUUGCCCUUCCACUUCCAAUCGCACGCACAC
This is a messenger RNA of Fomitiporia mediterranea MF3/22, 1494 nucleotides long. RefSeq names its product kinase-like protein. Gene Ontology annotation, biological process: protein phosphorylation. The transcript is spliced from 2 exons. The record is from RefSeq and is a predicted model, not a curated record. Lineage: Eukaryota; Fungi; Basidiomycota; Agaricomycetes; Hymenochaetales; Hymenochaetaceae. Bases 1 to 1278 code for a protein of 425 amino acids. Gene Ontology annotation, molecular function: protein kinase activity; ATP binding.